CAUUGCUUGUUUUUUUUUUUCCCGCCAACAAACUUUUUAUUUGUAGUAUGGAUACUUCUUAUUUGGGUCGUCGAUAUUCUCGUACUAGUUUGACUGAUGAUGAAGACCAACAUAACCGUAUGUCUGAUAUUGAAGAAUGUCCUCCUCCACCACUUCGUCGGCGAUCAUCUUCUUGCACUUCCAUUCCUGCAUCUCCUUCCACGUCUUCAUAUAAAAUGAGCAUAGAUUCAGACGACGCUCGUUCUAUUUCCUCUACAACUGGCAGUCGUGAUACCAGCAAUAACAACAACACUCCUAAAAACCGUUCAUUACCCACCGAUAGUUUACGUCGUCCAUUACAACAACAAGGUCGAUCUCCUCAACCUACGGAAACUUCAUUAUUUGGUACAAAAAAGGGUAGAACAAGGAUGAAUAGUGACCUAUGGACUUCACGAGAUACAAUCAUGGACACUUAUCACCCUACAGAAGAUAUUACCACCUCACCACGAUUAAGACCUAGUCGAUCCACUUCUUCUUUAUCUACCUUGGCAACAAAGAAUGCAACCAUAUCAACUCCGUCUAGCAGACAUUCAAAUGGAACGCCAGAAAGACGAUUUGUUCGACGGACCAGUUUAUUACCCAAAUCCAAGGCUUUGACACGAGUGAUGCAUCAGGCUGAAGAAGAGGUUCAUCUUGCUGAUUUAGAAAUGCGAAGAGAAAAUAGUACAACUCAACAUCUCAAAUCAAAACUAGUGGACGACACUUCUAUACCAUCUUCAUUUCCUACUUCUCCUCCUUUAUAUCAACCUUGGUCAUCUUCUCAUACCUCUCCUUCUACUACCCCAAUGGAUUUAUUUCCUUCAUCUUCUUCUUCAUUGACUUCUUCUCCUAUGGCAUAUCAAUGUUCCAAAUUGAAUCCUGAAAUUGAAAUGACAAAUUUUCAAUUUGAAAAUCUACCAGCACCAAUGCAAUCUUCUUUUCGAAGUGUCAAACGAAAAGCUUCAGAAGAUCGAUUGAUAGAUAAUUAUACCAUGAAUAACAACAAUAAUGGAUUACCUAUGACUAGUUUGAAAAGAAGAGCAGUAUCUCCAUCCAUUUCUUUAUCUGGUUCUCCUAUACUGUCUGCAACUCUCUCCAGUCCACCACAAACAUCACUCUCCUCAUCCUCCAUUUCCUCUGCGUCCUCACCUUGUUUAUCCUCUUCUAGUAGUGGUAAUGCUGCUGCUCGUGCACAACAAAAAGGUCAUUCGCAACCUGGUGGAUUCAAUCUAUACGAAGCAAGUGGUGGUCUCAGUCGGAUGUCCUUAAGUGAAUGAAUAAAAUUAUAAGAAAACAAGGGUCACCUUCUUCUUUUUUUUUAUAUGUCAUUCUGGUAUUUAGUUACUUUUAUUUGUUGUAGAUAUAUCCUUUUUGAUCUUUUUUUUUUUUUUGAAAUAAAAAUGAUGAUGAC
This is a messenger RNA of Halteromyces radiatus, 1429 nucleotides long. RefSeq lists its product as uncharacterized. The record is from RefSeq and is a predicted model, not a curated record. The transcript is spliced from 3 exons. Bases 48 to 1295 code for a protein of 415 amino acids. Lineage: Eukaryota; Fungi; Mucoromycota; Mucoromycetes; Mucorales; Cunninghamellaceae.